AUGGCGUCUUGGAAUUCAGUUUCAUUACAAGUAAGUUACGAAUUUCUGGGCUGGUUCGCUUUUAUUGCAUGGUCCAUCAGUUUCUACCCUCAAGUCAUCUUAAAUUUUCGAAGAAAAAGCGUCGUUGGACUCAACUUUGAUUUCGUUCUCCUAAACCUAACCAAACAUAGUUCCUAUCUCAUAUACAAUGCUUCUCUAUACUUUAGCUCCGCUAUUCAGAAACAAUACUUCCAGAAAUAUGGUUAUGAUCAGAUGAUACCGGUGGCGCCAAAUGAUGUUGCUUUUUCAGUCCAUGCUGUUGUGCUGACGGCCAUUGCGUUGUUCCAGAUUGCAAUCUAUGAACGUGGAAGCCAGAAAUUGUCGAGAGUUUCCAUCGGAAUUGUCUCCGUUGUUUGGCUGACCGCUGCUGUUUGUUUCUUUGUUGCUUUGUCUGAUCAUUCAUGGCUCUGGCUUCUCAACGUUUUCAACUCAAUUCAAGUGCUUAUGACUACUAUAAAGUACAUUCCUCAGGUAAGCAUGAACUUCCUAAGGAAAAGUACAGAUGGAUUCAGCAUUGGAAACAUUCUACUUGAUUUUUCUGGAGGAAUAGCAAACUACGGACAGAUGGUUGUGCAAUCAAUAGAUCAAGAUUCGUGGGUCAACUUCUAUGGCAAUAUAGGAAAAGUGUUGCUCUCUCUGGUAUCUGUAUUCUUUGACAUUAUUUUCAUCAUUCAACAUUAUGUCCUGUAUGCUGCUAAAAAACCCUCCAAAUCGGUGACCACCGGCGACAAUGAAGAUCAAAUUAGAGAGCACCUUGUAAGGCCUUCUGAUGAGUCUCCACCAGAGAAUGUGUGA
This is a messenger RNA of Vicia faba (fava bean), 834 nucleotides long. The record is from the annotation of a GenBank genome assembly. Lineage: Eukaryota; Viridiplantae; Streptophyta; Magnoliopsida; Fabales; Fabaceae.